Bipolaris oryzae ATCC 44560 is the source of this 531-nucleotide messenger RNA. RefSeq lists its product as uncharacterized. NCBI's taxonomy places the organism in Eukaryota, Fungi, Ascomycota, Dothideomycetes, Pleosporales, Pleosporaceae. The transcript has 3 exons. The annotation marks the transcript as partial. The record is from RefSeq and is a predicted model, not a curated record.
GAGGAUUUAUCAAGUUAUGCCUGGACUAAAAUGGAGGAAUCGGGAGAAGACUUCAUUUAUCUAGGCAAGUCGUUCUUAACCUUACUUGCAACUGUACAGGGCAAUGAUCCAUGGUCUCGUCUUCCUACCGGCAAUCCAGUAACUGGGAUGUCUUUGACAGAGAAGAUGUUUAAGAGUCUACAGUGUGCUGAGAUAAUCUCAGCUGACUCAUUGAUUGAACCUAUCAAACUGAGAAUGGCGAGAGUUCUCUUAUAUCAUCAAUAUGAGCAGAAAAUCGUCGAUCUUAGACACAAUACUAGCUUACCCACUCGUCUUUCAUCAGGAAAGGGUUUAGCUAGUAUAGCAAAGUCUGUCAUCUUGGAAAAAAUAUAUGGGUCACAGUACAAAAAUCUCACUCCACGGGCUAGUAAAAAGCGUAAGAAUAGUCUGAAGUGGCAUAUAAGAAUUGGAAAAAGAUGGUCAUAUGUGAUAUCCCAGCUUGGCGCUGGAAUAAUCCUAACUUGUAGCCAGGUUCUAGAGAUUCAUAUGUAA